AGCGAGGGCGGGCUUCUUUGUUGCAGUGCGGACUCGUGUCCUUGUGGCGCCUCCCCCUCCUUGCUCCCUCCUCUCCCUGCCCCUUUCCUCUCUCUCUCCCUCUCUGCCCCUUUUCUCUCUGCAUGCAACAGAACCACCAAGAUGUCCAUCUUGAAGAUCCAUGCCCGUGAGAUUCUCGAUUCGCGUGGUAACCCCACGGUGGAGGUUGAUCUGUGCACUGGGAAAGGAAUGUUCAGAGCAGCUGUUCCCAGCGGUGCCUCCACUGGCAUCUAUGAAGCAUUAGAACUUAGAGAUGGAGACAAGACACGAUACUUGGGCAAAGGUGUGUCGAGGCCUGUUAAGUAUAUUAAUGAAUUACUUGGACCUGCUUUGUGUAGUCAGAAUCUAAAUGUUUGUGAGCAGGAGAAGAUCGACAAGCUGAUGCUGGAUAUGGACGGCACUGAGAACAAAUCAAAAUUUGGUGCCAAUGCCAUUCUGGGCAUUUCACUGGCUGUAUGCAAGGCAGGUGCGGCAGAGAAAGGGGUCCCCCUCUAUCGCCACAUUUCCCAUCUAGCAGGCAAUACACAGGUUAUCCUCCCUGUUCCGGCUUUCAAUGUGAUCAAUGGGGGCUCUCACGCUGGUAACAAGUUGGCCAUGCAGGAGUUCAUGAUCCUGCCAAUUGGUGCCUCCAACUUCAAGGAGGCAAUGCGCAUUGGGGCCGAGGUGUACCACAACCUGAAGAAUGUUAUCAAGAGCAAGUAUGGGCAGGAUGCAAUCAACGUUGGAGAUGAAGGUGGAUUUGCACCCAAUAUCUUGGAAAACAAAGAAGCCCUGGAACUGCUGAAGUCGGCCAUUGAGAAAGCGGGCUACACCGACAAGGUUGUGAUCGGCAUGGACAUUGCAGCUUCCGAGUUCUAUCGUGACGGGAAGUAUGACCUGGAUUUCAAAUCCCCACCUAAUCCAGAACGGAACGUCUCUUACGACAAGCUCAUUGAUCUUUACACAUCUUUCACCAAAGAUUACCCUGUUGUCUCCAUUGAGGAUCCUUUCGACCAAGAUGACUGGGAAGCCUGGAAGAAGUUUACAGCCAACACUGAUAUCCAGGUGGUGGGAGAUGACCUAACUGUGACUAAUCCCACUCGCAUUGCCAAAGCAGUGCAGGAGAAAGCUUGCAACUGUCUGCUGCUCAAAGUCAACCAGAUUGGUACCGUGACCGAGUCCAUUCAAGCUUGUAAGAUGGCGCAGAGCAAUGGAUGGGGAGUGAUGGUGAGCCACCGUUCCGGUGAAACUGAGGACACUUUCAUCGCUGACCUGGUGGUGGGGCUGUGCACUGGUCAGAUUAAGACGGGAGCUCCGUGUAGAUCUGAACGCUUGGCCAAGUACAACCAGAUAUUGAGAAUUGAAGAGGAGCUCGGGCAGAAAGCUUGUUUCGCUGGCAGGAAAUUCAGGAACCCUCUUGGCAAAUAAAGCAGACGGCGCAUUGAUUGAAAGAAACAGCGACUAAAUCCAUCGUCGGUCCCGUGUUUAGACUAGCUUUUCCCUCUCUGCCCCUCCUGAACCAGCAGAAUUGCCCGCCGUCUUUGUGCUGUCACUGACGCAGAAUGAUAAUUGUACCCGAGGAAAGGCAAUGUGUCAGGCUGUUGUGAUGUGUGUUCUUUCCUCUGGAGAAUAAUAAAUGCAAGGCAUAAACUCA
Molecule: messenger RNA, 1672 nt
Organism: Leucoraja erinaceus (little skate)
Lineage: Eukaryota; Metazoa; Chordata; Chondrichthyes; Rajiformes; Rajidae
Gene: eno1a
Product: enolase 1a, (alpha)
Exons: 12
Coding region: 142-1446 (434 amino acids)
Biological process (GO): glycolytic process
Cellular component (GO): phosphopyruvate hydratase complex
Molecular function (GO): phosphopyruvate hydratase activity; magnesium ion binding
Source: RefSeq, a predicted model, not a curated record